AUGGAUUUUAUAGACUUUGAUACAUUUACCAAAGAUGCAUCUGGUUCUGAUAACGAUGUUUUUCCUCAACCACAACCUCCAUUAUCGUUACCGAUAGCUUCGAAUUUAGACCAAUUCAGCAAGAAAUUGUCAAAUCUUGUAUUACCUGGAAACAUUUUAAAUAACGAUAACACUAAACCGUCAAACGAAAUAUCUGAGGUAGAUAAUGUAAUGGAAAAAUAUGCUAAAAUGUCAAUUGAUUUAAUUAAACGAGAAACUGGAGACGUUCAACUAGAAAAUGAGGAGGAUUCUAAAGAGUCCAGUGUUCGUACUUCAUUGUCAACAAGAUUGUCUCGAGUGCUUAAUGAUUCGUUAAGUGAUGCCACUAUUCGUGAAAUUUUUAGCAAUUUGCAAGAAAGAUUUGACAAGGAAUCUAACGGAUAUGUUGUCGAUUUAAUAGAACUGGGAAUUGUUGGAUCAAUGUCAAGAAAAAAAUUUAAAGGCAGAAUCGAGAGUGAACUUAUUCGAAAUCAACUGAAUAUACUUAAACAAUAUCAGCCUAUUGUCAAACAGUUGAAACAAAUUGAGGUCAAACUCAACAAAUUAAAUGAACUUAGUGUGCAAACAAAUGACAAAAUCAAUAAGAAUUUUGAUUUUUCCAAUAAAUUAAAUCUUGAAAUUAAAGACUUGAACGAUAAUAAAAGAUUAAUCGGAUUGAAAAAAAAUUUGUUAAUAAGCUUCAAAGAAAAAUUUACGUUAAAUGAAUAUGAAGAGUUUGUAUUAAAUUCAGGUGACUUGAAUAAUGAGUUUUUCACUACUUUGGCUCGUGCUGAACGUAUAAAUGAAAAUUGUUCAAUAUUAUUGUCUUUAGACAAUCCUCAAUUGGGAUUGAAAAUAAUUGCCAAAAGUAAUCAAAUGAUUAACAGAUCUAUUGACAGAAUUGUGAGCUAUACUAAUAAAACUUUGGGAAACAUGUAUUCAUUGAGUUCAAAAUCAAGAUUGGCAACUUUACACCAAUGCUUCAAAUACUUACAGAAUAAAUUGAAUUAUUUCAACUCUAUCGUGAAUACAUUCAGUGAAUCGAGAUCAAAAGUAUUGGUAGAUGAAUUCAAUAGACAAGUACAAGGUGAUUUUGAGGUUAAUGGACAGGGAAGAUCAAGCUCAAUAUCCAGCGAUUCAAGACCAAUUUAUAUGUCAGCACACGAUCCAGUGCGAUUUGUUGGAGAUCUAUUGGCUUAUGUUCAUUCAGUAUCUGUGAAUGAAUCCGAAACAAUAACAAGUAUAUUUACCAUGGGUGAUGAUAAUGAUAAGGAAUUUGAGAAUAUUAUACAAGAUGUAACUGACAAAAUAUUGCAAUCAUUAUCUCGUCCAAUAAAAGCUCGUGUCGAACAGAUUGUUUCUACUGAGACUAAAUUAUCUACACUUGUACAAAUAUUCAACCUUGUUGAAUUAUAUAAUAUUAUGUUUACUAAACAGUUGGGGAAAGCGGGAAAUAUUGUUGAAACUGUUAAGCAAUUGAUAAAAGUGUGUCAGGGUCGGAUAUUUAUGAUUAUAUCGAAUAGAUUGGCAACUAUUAAAAACAAAAAUCUGACCAAAUUGGAUUUGAAUUUAGAUUUACAACCACCGGAAUGGAUUAUCGAAUUUUAUUCUGACAUAUUACCUAUUGUUGACCAGAUAACGACGGAAACAAUACUAAACUUGUCUCCUGAAGAAAACGAAAAGUUUUUAAACUUGAUUGUCAACGAACCAAUUCAAGUAUUUAACGAACAUGUUGAUCAUAACAAAGUAUUUUCUGAAAAGAAAGAUGUUUUGAUUAUUAAAUCGAAUUUCCUUGAUUUGAUAUUAUCUAAAACCAUACCAGUUUCCCUACUUUCAGAAAAAGUAUUAGAAGUAAAUGAGAUGAUAGACAAGUUGACAGAAGAAAUAACUCAAUUAGAACUAAAUAAUAUGUUAGGCCAAUGUGGUCUUUACGACUACUUUAACAUUAUCAACAUGAUAUGUCCAUUUUCAGACGAUUUUUUUGAAGUGUCUAUUUACGAACCAAUUAAAGAAAACAAGUUGUACACAAAAGAUAGUUUUGUCCAAGUUGAUGAAAAAGUACAAGAGUUUUUCCCUAGUGCUAUGAUUGAAAUGCAACAAUCCCUUUUGAAAUUGAAUUCACCAAUUGUUGUGAAUCAAAUUAUAGAUAAUUCAUUCAUGCAAUUUGUAAAAUUCUAUUGCAAAUUGGAUUUGAUCAACAAAGAGUAUUUGGACUUUUCCUUUACAUGGUCUGACAUGGAGAUUGCAACUUUAGUUGGUAUUGAAGAUGUAUAUUCGAAAGAUAUAUCAAUUAUGUAG
Messenger RNA from Candida albicans SC5314, 2316 nucleotides. Its product is annotated as Golgi transport complex subunit. The record is from RefSeq and is a predicted model, not a curated record. The coding region runs from base 1 to 2316 and encodes 771 amino acids. The transcript has a single exon. Gene Ontology annotation, biological process: intra-Golgi vesicle-mediated transport. Lineage: Eukaryota; Fungi; Ascomycota; Pichiomycetes; Serinales; Debaryomycetaceae. Gene Ontology annotation, cellular component: COG complex.